AUGAUUGGUUCGAGGGAUAUUUCGGACCAUUGUCCGGUUUGGUUGAUUAUUAAUAAAGAGGAUUGGGGACCCAAACCGUUUUUGUUUAACAAUGAGUGGUUCUCCGAUAAAGACUUUAUUCCUUUUGUUAAAAAAGAAUGGUUGGCUUUGAAGUUAAAUGGGAGAGGGGACUUUGUUUUGAAAGAGAAACUUCGUCUUAUCAAGGAUAGGUUGACAUGGUGGAAUAAAAACAUUUUUGGUAAGUAUGACUUGGAAGUAGAGGAAGGUGUUAGGGUCUUGAACGCUUCGGAUGAUAAUGAGGGAUGGGAUGAAGAGGAGCAAGCUAGAAAAUCAAUGGCUAGUAAGAAGAUUUGGUUGAACCUUAAGAUUAAGGAGAAUAUGCUUAUUCAAAAGGCUAAACUAAAGUGGUUAAAUGAUGGUGAUAACAAUAGCAAGUAUUUUCAUAGAGUUUUGAAGGAUAGGAGGAAUAGGAAUCAUAUAAGCAAUAUAAGUACAAGCGGAGGUUUGGUGGAAUCGGUCAAGGAGGUCAAGGAGGCGGUUAAAACACACUUUGAAGAAAAAUUUAAAGAAGAGAUUUAUGAUAGACCAACCUUAGACGGCAUAUUUCUUAGCUCUUUGAGUUUGGAAGAAAGGAGUGGUUUGGAGGAUCCUUUUACGGAAUUAGAGGUCAAGGAGGCGGUGUGGAAUUGUGAUGGUUCUAAGAGUCCGGGUCCGGAUGGUUUCUCUCUCUUAUUUUUCAAGAGAUGUUGA
Vicia villosa (hairy vetch) is the source of this 750-nucleotide messenger RNA. RefSeq lists its product as uncharacterized. Bases 1 to 750 code for a protein of 249 amino acids. NCBI's taxonomy places the organism in Eukaryota, Viridiplantae, Streptophyta, Magnoliopsida, Fabales, Fabaceae. The record is from RefSeq and is a predicted model, not a curated record. The transcript has a single exon.